Messenger RNA from Colletotrichum destructivum, 3111 nucleotides. RefSeq names its product Putative P-loop containing nucleoside triphosphate hydrolase. Gene Ontology annotation, cellular component: nucleus. Gene Ontology annotation, molecular function: polynucleotide 5'-hydroxyl-kinase activity. The record is from RefSeq and is a predicted model, not a curated record. NCBI's taxonomy places the organism in Eukaryota, Fungi, Ascomycota, Sordariomycetes, Glomerellales, Glomerellaceae. The transcript is spliced from 5 exons. The coding region runs from base 508 to 2772 and encodes 754 amino acids. Gene Ontology annotation, biological process: cleavage in ITS2 between 5.8S rRNA and LSU-rRNA of tricistronic rRNA transcript (SSU-rRNA, 5.8S rRNA, LSU-rRNA).
CGAACUUGUCCGACAUCCUGAAUCCGAUGACGCUAUUCAGCAGUUCAGAGUUCGCGUUGUGGUAGCUUUCUUCGCUCUUUUCCUUUUUUUUUGACAAGGAGGAGAUAAAAAGGUCGUGGGUGAGUUUCGGGGUAGCAAACGGUGUGUUGUAGAAGAAGGAAAACCUCAGCUGACCUUUUUUUUCGCCGUCGGCAAGGUGUGGGAGAUAGAAACCGUCAGAAGCCGGUGCAGGCAGGCUGCGGUUGCCUGUUAUAGUUGUUGAGGAAGGGCCUACUACCUGGGGGUGAAGUGGGAGGGGAAAAUUGCGAUCCCUGAGUGUGGACGGGAGCUGCUCUCACCAGCUCUCACUGGUCUGAAGCAGGCAACCCUUAGUUUGCCAUCACCAUCAAGACCGACUUGUCUGCUUCCUUUAUUUCAAGAGGAUAUUCAGCAAAAGGAUUGAAAGGUUCUUUUGCUUUCGUUACACAACUAUUCUGUUUCUUGAGAGACAGCCUCAGUCCACCCAUCAUGACUACGCCAAAGCGACGCAAGGUUGAGACAUCCGAAGGCUCCAGGCCAAUGAGCGCUUUUGCUUUGAGGCAACAGCUACUUUCAGCCAGUCCGUCUUUGUCACCGGCGCCUCAACCUGAACCUCAGCAGGCUUCCGAGUCCCAAUCCCAAGUGACAACCCCGACGCCCACGCCAAAUGGGCGGUCUUCAACGAAGACAAGAUCAUCAAAAAGACUCGCAGAAAGCGAUAAAGCAUCAGAGCUGCCACCGGGAGCAUCCUCUGCAAGCUCCAGUCAGAAUGCAGUCCCAGACAGCCCAUCUGUGGCGCGAGCAGCAGGAACAACUCUGGCGCCCAACAGCCCAACCGCAGACCCUGAAGAUUUGAGAUCUGCAAAGUCUGGUCCUCAGCAGUUCUCGACAUUCAGACCGACAAAAAGCAACUCCCGCAAAAUUGCUGGUGGGAUCCUAGAACUGAGACUGCAUGAUAGCGAGCGUUUCUUGGUACUUGGAAGCUACGGAAUCCGAGUGAUUGACGGCGAGGUCACAGUCGCCGGUGCGAGCAUUCGGGCCCCCGACGGGAUCAAAUGGGUCCACGCACCUCACUGCCAUGCCAUCCCCGUUCUGCGUUGUACCGAGGAGACGAAGCUGGAGCUACAUCCUCAUCCGCAAGGACCCAGUCUCCGCAAACUCGAGCGGCUUUCACCCCUCUUCCGAAGCUUGUGGCACGAGCCGGAGGCGGGAUCGAGCAAGCAAGCCGUCAAGAGAGACACCUACAAGAUUAUUUGCAACACAGAUGAUGCGCCAAAGCGUGCUCUGAUCCAGGACCUGCGCUCUCAUCCCGCGUGGAACAAGAAACUGGCGGGCCUGACGAAAGUGCGGCAUCCAGAUCAACAACCCCUGAGCGUGAUGCUGUGCGGCCCCAAGUCGUCCGGCAAAUCCACCUUUGGCAGGAUACUGGGCAACCGCCUUCUCACGGGUGCCGGCCAGCAGACACGAAAUCGCAAAACGCCACUGUCGGUCGUUGUGCUGGACCUUGAUCCCGGACAACCCGAGUACACUCCCGCAGGCACGGUCGCGUUGGUCGAGGUUAGGGAACCAAACCUGGGUCCAUCCUUCACCCACAUCGCGGCAGGCGAACAGCAUGUAUCUAUCAUCAGGUGUCACUCGAUCGCCUCUGUGUCUCCGGCAUCGGACCCAGAGUUAUACUUGGAGUGCGCCUUGGAUCUUUACCAUCGUUAUCAAAAUAUGUGCAAGGGGCUGCCCUUGAUCAUCAACACGCCAGGCUGGGUGUUGGGAACCGGACUCGACCUCUUGACCGAACUAGUGUCGACCAUCCGACCCACGGAAGUCAUAUACAUGUCCGAAGACGGCCCUAAGGAUACCGUCGAGGGCCUGCAGACGGCGUGCAAGGGGGCUUUUACACUCCUCCCUUCCCAGCAGUCCGAGUUCACCUCGAGAACGGCGGCGCAUUUGCGCUCGAUGCAGGCGCUCGCAUACUUCCACACCGUUCGGAACCCUUCCAACAAGCUGGCCUGGAACCCGACUCCGCUGUCAUCGUCACCGCCGUUGACUGUCAGCUACAGGGACAAGAACCGCGGGGUUUUGGGGAUCGUCAGUUACGAGUACCAGCCACCGGCAGACUUACUCGCGGAGACAAUCAAUGGCUCGGUCUUGUGCCUAGUCGAAGCCGAGGGUACCAAGGCGUUUAGCCGCCUCGCAAAGGAGAGCGAGGGCCUCCUCGCAGCCGCGCCCGGUCCCGAUAAGAUGGACGUCGACCACAGUGCAGCAGACUUGGACGAGAUCAUCUCGAGGACACCAGAGGGGAUCCCCUACAUCCCCAACUCUGACGCCCAAACCCUGGACCCUCGGUAUUCGCAAACCCUCGGCAUGGUGCUACUCCGAGGCAUCGACACCAAGAAUGGCAUCCUCCAAAUUCUCACCCCGAUACCCUUGGAACGCAUCGAGGCUGCCAAAGCGGCGGGCCACCAGCUGGUUCUUGUCCACGGCAAGCUCGACUCUCCCGGCUGGGCGUACACCGAGGACCUGUACUACCAAUCCUUCAGCGGCGCUGAGGCGGACGCCAGGGACGACACGGUGGAGAUCAUGGAUGAGGACACGGAGAGCGACAGGUCGGACGAGGAGCCCGAGAACCCGGAGCUCGCCGGCGACAUCAGCGACACGCCGUGGAUCGAGGUGCUCCAGGGCCACGAGAAGCGGCCGGUGGGAUCGCGGGUGUGGAGAGUCCGGCGCGACCUGGGCCGGGCCGGGCCGGGGGCUGAGUGAGAGAGAGGGAGGGCAAAUUAAAAUUGGACGCGAGAUUUGCGGCGUCGGGGGAUUUUACUUUGAAUUUCUUUUACCCCUUUCAAGACAUACCACGAUGCAUGUUACUGCCCUAAUGAGACAACGCUUACACCACGGUAAGAGGGAUCGCACCCCACCAUCCUUUACGUAGAGAUCGAUCCCACACCCCCUCGCCUGCAACUCACUGCAUUUGCAUCUUGCUUUGUAUGUGGAACGGAUGCAUAUAUGCACCGCACCACCCAGACCUUGCCCGGUCUCCCAGUUCGUGCAUUCAUUUAGCCUGCCACCCGCGACUUUCCAACCGCUGUCGCGCGACUGUCC